Molecule: messenger RNA, 910 nt
Organism: Galendromus occidentalis (western predatory mite)
Lineage: Eukaryota; Metazoa; Arthropoda; Arachnida; Mesostigmata; Phytoseiidae
Product: multiple coagulation factor deficiency protein 2-like
Exons: 1
Coding region: 136-612 (158 amino acids)
Molecular function (GO): calcium ion binding
Source: RefSeq, a predicted model, not a curated record
GGUCUGCUGACCGGCUUUUCGACAGGUGAAGACAGAUUCCCGACGCCAAAAUUUUGUUUCGAAGACGCCGUCGGCCUGUCGCUUGCACCCAUUGACCUUUUCAUCAUCAGCCGCCAGCUCGGAAGCCUUACAACCAUGACGUGCUUUAUGUCGUUCACAGUGUAUUUGACUGUCUUGCUCAGUUUGACAGCGCAACCGAGCUCAUCGCAGCAACCACCAACACAGAACUCAGCGUCUCAGAGAGCGAAUCCUGAAGUUGCGAACGAGAUACGCAAGAAAUAUGCGGGCGGUGGUUUCGUCCGAGACAUGGACCAUAUCAAGGAGGAUCUGAGGCACUUGAUCCAAUUCGCAGACGACGGCGUUUUCACACCGCAAGAAUCGAUUUUCUACUUAUUGAGAAUGCACGAUUUUGACGACAACAAUCAUCUGGACGGAUUGGAACUUAUGCGAGCAUUCGGCCACGCUCACGGACAAGACGGAGCUCACGAGGCGGCGGGAGAAGUUCCUGUGGAGACUCUCGAGGAGCUCGUUGACACCACAAUGAAGUAUGACAGCAAUGGAGACGGAUUGUUGAGUUAUGCCGAGUGGGUGAAAGGUCACGCCUCUCAAUGAGCAUACCGAGUUUCCGAUUCGAAUCCGUCAAGCCAUCGCGACCGUGACUUUUGCUUGAUCGCGACGCUCAAGUAAGCCGCCGACACAAUCAGGAACCGAGCGCAGAGAUGCGAUGAUUCCUCUUUGGUGUAGGCUCGUGUAUCAUCGAUUGGGAUCGAAAGUGUAUAUUCCGUUCGAAGUUCCGAGGAGGGGUAUCCGAUCGUAGUCUUCUGACCAUUCCCGUAUUGUAAGUUCCUCCCCGACCCUAAUGUCAUUCAUGAUCACGAAAGACGGCGAGAAAUAAAGAAGAGUUUCUUUC